AGAAGAAUGCAGUUGUUUGCUAGCCGAGCAUUUUGCAAGAAGAUACAUCGUACUGAGAGGUCUACACUUGUUUUAAGGAUAAGCUUGCCUGAGAGGACUCAGAGAAAACAGUUUCAAUAUUUUCCUAAGGACUAGUACCCGGUUUGUUCAGAAAUUUUUACGGCGUCAGCGGAAGUUGCUAGCUUUUCUGAGGACAGUAGCCGAGCUCAACAACACAGGCCUGAAAGUAAGAGAGAACGACAUAUUUUCUGUCGACCCAAAAUAACGAAUUUACAGUCUUUGUGUGCAGUAAAUUAUGUCUAAAGUCCAAAUACUGAGAUAUCUGGUGAACCAGAGACUGACUGCUGCUGCUGAAGAGAUAUUUGAGCUGUUUGAAAGAACGAUAGCAGAGUAUGAGGAAGAACUUGGUCGAUCUAAAGAGAACCCACACAAACGACUGGAGGCUGUUCUCAACCCUGAAGAGGAUUCACAAAGACCAGAUGUCCAGCAACUGAUGGUGGAAAAAGAAGAGCAUCUCCCUGAUCAAAAAGAUGGAAGCCACAGUCCAGAGCAGGAGGACCCACCUAGACUAGCACACAUAAAAGAGGAACAGGAGGAACUAUGGAUCAGUCAGGAGGGAGAACAGCUUCAAGGACCAGAGGAGGCUAAUCACAACAUGUUCACAUUCACUCUUUUUCCUGUGAAGAGUGAAGAGAAUGGAGAGAAAUGUCAUUUCUCACAGCCUUAUCAGAGACAAAGUGAUCAGAAAGAAACAGAGGAUGAUGGAGGAGCAGGAACAGCCAGAGACGUUCGUCCAGACUAUCAUUUACAACAUGCAACUGAUGAUGAGACUCUGCAAUCCUCUGAAUCUGAGGCUGAUGGCAGUAACUGUGAUUGGGACACAACUUUGGAACCUCACUCUUGCUUAAACUCUCUGCAAAACAAAGACAGGAGUGAUGUAAAAUGCAACACUGGAAAUGAAUCUGUUCUCUCAUCUGAAAGUGCUUCAAGCUUGGGACCAAAGAAACAACUACAGAAACGAAAAGAAUUCCAUACAGGAGAAAAACCAUUUUGUUGCUCAGUUUGUGGUAAAAGAUACCCUUACAAGAGAUAUUUACAGCAACACAUGUUACGUCAUUCAGCAGAAAAACCUUUCAGUUGUUCAGUCUGUCAUAAAGGUUUUCUCUGGAGAAAAGAGAUGAUGACUCACAUGAGAUUCCACACAGGAGAAAAACCAUUCAGUUGUCCAGUCUGUGGCAAAGGUUUUGUUCUACAUGGAAAUUUGAGGCAACACUUGACGGUCCACACAGGAGAGAAACCAUUUAGUUGCCAUGUGUGUGAUAAAAGAUUUGCUAGGCUGUCCUAUCUAAAAAAACACAAGUGUGUUUGUAAGAGCACUGAAAAAUAAAUGAAUGCAUAGAAUACUCAGCAGAUGUGA
Messenger RNA from Cheilinus undulatus (humphead wrasse), 1417 nucleotides. Its product is annotated as gastrula zinc finger protein xFG20-1-like. The transcript is spliced from 2 exons. Gene Ontology annotation, molecular function: DNA-binding transcription factor activity; RNA polymerase II cis-regulatory region sequence-specific DNA binding. Gene Ontology annotation, biological process: regulation of transcription by RNA polymerase II. The coding region runs from base 296 to 1387 and encodes 363 amino acids. NCBI's taxonomy places the organism in Eukaryota, Metazoa, Chordata, Actinopteri, Labriformes, Labridae. The record is from RefSeq and is a predicted model, not a curated record.